AUGCUGGAGCCGGGCGCCCCAGCACGCCGGCGUUGCCCGUGGCUCGGCGUGGCGCUGCUGGCUGCGAGUCCGCAGCUGUCGAGGGCACUGCCGCGCCUGGGGAGGCCACCGAGGAGGCGCUGCAGCGGCGCUCGCCAGCGGGCCGUGGGCACCGCGGGCGGGGCCGUGCAGGAUCACGACGUCCGGAGGUCUGUUGGGCGCGCGGUUGCAUACAGUGCCGUGUUGGUAGUCGUGUACGUCUGGAACGACAUCUCGGUCUACCUCGUGGGCGACCACGCCUCCAGGGGCCACGAGGAGCAGACCGCGCUGUUCAUGAGCGCCGCCGCCUCCAUCGGUCUUGGGCUGGUAGUCUCGUUCAUCCGGCGUGGUCGGCGGGGCGUGCGGGACUCCGUCGACCCCGGCAGCAUUUUGAAGCUGUUGCCAGUCUCUGCGUCCUUUGCGAUCUCACUCUUGGGCCUGCUCAAGUCUUUCCCGCACUUCGACGGCGCUUUCAUCAAGCUUGUGGGCCAGAUAAAGCUGCCCAUCACCGCGAUCCUCUCCGCCAUUGUGCUCGGCAGGCGGUACACUCUGGUACAAUGGCAGGUGAUCAUCUGCAUCUGCAUCGCGUGCUGCUCAUUUACGGCCCUCAGGCUUGACAGUAGGAUCGCGGUUGCCUCUGUGCCCUGCGUGGGCCUCUUGUGGGUCUUCACCUGGGUCGUCUUCAACGCCCUCGCAACGCUCUUCGCGGAGUGGGCGUUCAAGCAGAAGGAUGCCAUGCCAUUCGAGUCGAUCAUGACGCACCUGGGUGUUGGGAAGAUGCUGACCGUAGUCUUGAGCCUCACGCUGGAUUCCAGGUUCCAGUUGGGCCAGUUCUUUGGCGGCUGGGACUGGAGCACGGCGGCGAUCGUGUGCACGCUCGUGGGCGACGCCUGGCUCUCUGGACUCAUGGUCAGCCGACUGUCCUCGGUCACGAAGAACGUCUGCAAGUGCUGCACGGUGGUGGUUCUCUACUGCGUGGCCCUCGCCACGGGCAGGCAGUCGCCGGUCCUGUCGCAGGUCCUGGGGGCACUCAUGAUCGUGGUGCUCACGGCCACGUUCGCGACGCUCUCCCUGCAGCAGGGGCCGCGCCAGGCGGCCCCCGCGGCGAGCUCCGGCGGCGACGGCGCAGGGUGA
This is a messenger RNA of Prorocentrum cordatum, 1152 nucleotides long. NCBI's taxonomy places the organism in Eukaryota, Dinophyceae, Prorocentrales, Prorocentraceae. The record is from the annotation of a GenBank genome assembly.